AUGCCAAAGUACAAGCGUGGCGUGAGAAGAUAUUUAACAAAGGCUCCCAAGGGAAAGCGCUAUUAUGGUAAGAACAAGGUCAUUAGGCGUGUGCAAGGCCGAGACAUGGUGGCUCAUGAGGAAGCCUCCCACGGGGAAGUCUCUGCUGCUGAGCACACAACACAAUUGACUGAAGAGCAGGUCGGACAGUCAGGUUGGCCAACAGGUGUCCAUGACCCUUUCUUUGGUUUUGAGAGGGAAGUCUCCCUUCCGGGGAGUAAAUGCCGGCCCAUCACUGUGUUAUCUCUGUUUGAUGGAAUUUCUAGCGGCCAUGUUGCUCUGAACCAACUUGGGAUUCCAAUCCUGCGUUACUUUACAAGCGAAAUUUGCCCAAAUGCCCUAAGGGUCCAAAGCUUACGCCAUCCUAAUGUGAUCCGCCUAGGAGAUGUGAGGCACGUUACAGCAGAAGUCAUUGACCGCCUUGGUAACAUUGACCUCCUACUUGGAUCUUCUCCCUGUAACGAUCUUUCGAGGGUCAACCCAAAACGCGCUGGCCUGAAUGGUGGUACAGGUGUCCUCUAUUAUGAAUUUUACAGGAUUCUGAAAUAUUUGCAAGUUAAAUAUGAAAAUCAGAAUCACACAAUGCGCUGGCUUUUCGAAAAUACAUGCCACCUUGAUUCGAGCACGCUUCACCAAAUGACAAGUGACAUGGGUGUCCCAACAAAGCGCUGUGCUUCUGCCUUCCUGCCAGUCACCAGACAGCGUUACUUUUGGGGAAACAUUCCCGGCUUACACAGUGAAGUGGUUGUGAAACAACCGCGGUGGGAACUUCAAGACUUCAUUGAUCGUAACAAGACCGCUGUCACCUCACAGGCCCGUACUCUCACUUCAAACAGAAGUGGCAAUUAUGCAAAGUAUGCUUCAGCUAGGGAAUUUCUGAGCCCAACGGAUUACGAGCGACUGCAAGGCAAGCACGUCACUGGUUGUUGUUUGGAGCCCCAUUACACAGAUGCUAAUUUAAGCAUAACGGCAAGGAUUUCACUUCUAGCGAAAGGUUGGUGUGUCCCGGUAAUAGUGGAUAUAUUAUCAAACCUUGUCCCCAUCUUUUCUGACAAGUAG
Molecule: messenger RNA, 1098 nt
Organism: Frankliniella occidentalis (western flower thrips)
Lineage: Eukaryota; Metazoa; Arthropoda; Insecta; Thysanoptera; Thripidae
Product: DNA (cytosine-5)-methyltransferase 3C-like
Exons: 6
Coding region: 1-1098 (365 amino acids)
Cellular component (GO): nucleus
Molecular function (GO): methyltransferase activity
Source: RefSeq, a predicted model, not a curated record